Messenger RNA from Aphanomyces invadans, 432 nucleotides. RefSeq lists its product as hypothetical. The transcript has a single exon. Lineage: Eukaryota; Oomycota; Saprolegniomycetes; Saprolegniales; Verrucalvaceae. The coding region runs from base 1 to 432 and encodes 143 amino acids. The record is from RefSeq and is a predicted model, not a curated record.
AUGAAGGCUCCAACAUUCGAAAAGAUGAUCCAGCGUGUCAUUGACAUCGUCGAACCAAUUCUCUAUGAGCACUAUGUUAUGCCUGUCAACAUGACCUGUCAUGUCCAACAAGGAAAGGCUUUUGCCAACUUUCCGUCAGCACUGUAUUGUACGAUUGUCAAGUUUCAGCCCUCGUAUCGACCUACUGGACGUUUCGACGAAGCCAAGCACUACUUCUCGGGAAAUCACAAGCUCUACGGUCUGAAGCUAGAGUACUCCGUUGCUUACCCCGGGGUUGCAGUCGAUAUGUCAAACCACACACCAGGCUCAGUUUCUGAUUUGACCAUUUUCAAGCAACGUCGGCAUAUCCACCAAGAAAUGCUUCGAAAGUUUGCGCCCGAAUUGGGCACGGUGGACCACGACGAUGGUUCCGACGAGUACCCAGACUCUUGA